UCUCCAGAUGUGGUCUAUUCUCAGUCAAUAUUUUAUAAAAUAGUCGGACCCCACAAUCGUGAAAAGCCGAUAUGAUUUUAGAUAGUGUUCGGAUUGUGUGACUGUCAGUUAACAAUUCCUUACCAGAACUUGGAUUCGCCAUUAGUGAUUUUCACAGGUUUUCAUUAAAAUUUGAGCACUUAACUUUUUGUGAUUUAUUUUAAUCCCACGUGGUGGCUUAAAACUUGUGUUGUCAACACACAGUUCGAUCAAUAAACACGCUGUCGUUUAUUGUGUUUAAUUUCCUUGUAUAAAUCGUCUGCUUGGGAGAAAAAAAAACUUGAUUCUAUGUGACAAUCUAACUGUAGGACAAUGACGAAUGGAACAGACGACAGUUCGAUAACCCUAGUAAACGGAACAGGAGGCAUGUCACAGGGAAUCGGACCAGCUUCCAACGCCCCAACAGACGGAUACAGUGCCCCCAUCAAGGCUUGCGCGGGGUGCGGAUCUAGGAUAAGUGACCGCUUUCUUCUUCAUGCGAUGGAACGUUUCUGGCACACAGGGUGUUUAAAAUGUUCCUGCUGUCAAACGAAUUUGGAGCAGCUGGGUUCCUGUUUUACGAGAGCUGGCAUGAUAUUGUGUAAAAAUGACUAUAUGAGAUUAUUUUGUUCCGGUGGCUCAUGCGCAGUGUGUGGACAAAGUAUUCCCGCCAAUGAAAUGGUCAUGAGAACACAAGGGAACGUUUAUCACCUCAAAUGUUUCAACUGCUACACGUGCAAUAUGCCUCUUGCCCCUGGUGAUCGAUUUGGGGUGGUGAAUGGCAAUAUCAUAUGUGAAAACGAUUAUUCCAAAGCUAAUGUGAAAGGUCAAGUGAAUGGAAAUUCGCGGAGUCACAAAUUUCGCGGCAUCAUACAAUCAACGUAAAUUGAAUGUGACAGAUGAGAGAUAAUUUUGUGCCAUUUCAGUAUAAAAGAUUUUUCGAUUAACUUCAUUUUUGUCCUUUGUUAUUUCACUGAACUCCUCAUUUUUUGAAAAUUAAUUUAAAAUUCACCUAAAGUACACCCCAUACAGUUGUUUUUUGUGAAACUGUUAAAUUUUCUUUUCUUUUGGUGUUAUAUUUUGUCUUUAAAUCAUUGUAGUGUCCAUCUUUCUAUUUUUAUGGUUCUGUAGAUACCUUGGUUACUGUGACACACUUUGGUUUUUAACCAAAUUAUUUGAAUUAAGAUUUCUUUUAAGUUACAACAGAGUAUUUUUAACAAUACAUAUAUAUGAGUAACUUUCAUUAGAACAUUCCACAUACUUGAAUAACAUUCUUUCUGUAAUAAAGCAACAUAUUAUACGUAUAUAAUGCCCAAUCUGAACAAAAUCUUUAGAAUUUGACAAGAAUGGGUCAAAGUAAAAUUAAAUUUGUCCAUAUUUUUUAUUUCUCAUUUAUGUUGUUCCUUUGCUACAAUCAUGUUUUUUUUCAGUGCUGAUGUGGUAAAUGGAAACCACGCAACUCUCCUUUAAUUGUUAUAUCAUGGACGUUCACCGGCUUCAAAUGUGUCGUGUUCGUGAAAAUAAUGAUAUUUUACAUAAUAUGUACAUUUUCAUAAUGUAAUCUGUUGUUGAUAAAUAUAUUUGUAACGCCUUCAAGUGAACGUUUGUCUUGUUUAUUUCAUAAAUAAAAUAAUGAAAUUGUU
Molecule: messenger RNA, 1661 nt
Organism: Saccostrea cuccullata (small rock oyster)
Lineage: Eukaryota; Metazoa; Mollusca; Bivalvia; Ostreida; Ostreidae
Product: LIM domain transcription factor LMO4.1-like
Exons: 3
Coding region: 352-903 (183 amino acids)
Source: RefSeq, a predicted model, not a curated record